AUGCCGUCCGCAUACGAGUCCACGCCUGUCAGCCAACCCGAUCCAUAUAAAGUCACCGUCUUCACUUGCCCUGAUAGAGGUUCCCUGGUCUUCCGAGUCAUCUCCCAACACGGAAACAUUUCGGAUUUUCAAUUCGACUCGCGAACUCAGAAGAUGAUUCGUCCAGUUCGUAUCGUGCGUGAGAAGGAUUUGUUCCCAAAAUACUUUGUUGAUGAUGAGCGGGCUCAAACGCAUAUUAUGUUCGCGUUCAAUCGGGUGACCAAUGAGCACGAGCAAUACGUUUUCUGCUGGGAAACAAAACAACUCGAGCAAAUCCAUCAACCGGAACACUUCUAUCGCCAUGAACAUACGGCAAUGCAGUUCCGAAUGAGGUUUGCCUACAGAAAUGGAGAAACAGUUGAUAUCGUUAGAGCAAGUGAUGGAUCCGUUGAGAAGAUAUCAUCGAAGAACGGGAAACUCCGAUCGGGAACAGUGAAGACGUUGGUGGAUUAUGAUGACCAUGAUCGCUAUAUCCGUCCACUUCCGAAAUACAAGAUCAGAUAUUGUCGACACAGCGAGAAGAGCGUGAUCUACGCUCGUUACAUGAAUGGAUUUCGGAAAUUCGUCUUCAAUGAGGAUACCAAACAACUCGAGGAGCUCAAGUGUGAUGGUUGCUCUGAAGUCACUGAGGAUGACCUCUAUCCACAAUAUUUCACUCAUUCCGAUUCGGUGAACUCUUCUGUGAUUCUUGCUUGGAAUACUGUAACUGAACGAAUCGAGCAGUACAUCUUCAAUGUAAUCCUUCGGCGAUUUGAGCAAGUUCAGGUCUAUGAUGUUGUGUACAAUCCAGAAAAGAAAAAACAUCGAAUUGGAGGGAUUAUGUUUGCUCAAAAAGGUUACGGAGGGUUGGAGGUUGCCACGAUGAUCUGCGAGGAGGGAACACUGAAGAGAGGAGAAUUCUCGGAGAAACACCAAAUGUUCGUUCCGAUACAAGAGACUUCAGUCAAGACUUUUCUGCGUGUGAAGAACAACAAGACGACAUCAGAAGUGUCAUGGAAGGCGUCGGAUCUGGAUGCGUCGGAUCGGGAUGAGUAUUCGUCAGGAUUUGAGGAUGACGACACAAUUGUGGACAACUACUCGACACCUGCUGAUGAUGAUGAGAGGCUGUUGGAAGAAAACUAUUGUGCGAUGGAAUUUGCUAUCGAAAAACUUCUUUUUUAA
Messenger RNA from Caenorhabditis remanei, 1200 nucleotides. RefSeq lists its product as uncharacterized. NCBI's taxonomy places the organism in Eukaryota, Metazoa, Nematoda, Chromadorea, Rhabditida, Rhabditidae. The coding region runs from base 1 to 1200 and encodes 399 amino acids. The record is from RefSeq and is a predicted model, not a curated record. Gene Ontology annotation, biological process: autophagy. The transcript is spliced from 2 exons.